AUGGCAGCCUUAAGCAGAUUCAUCUCCAGGCUCUCCGACAAAUCCCAUGCCUUCUUUGAAACCCUUAAGAAGCCAAAAGAUUUUGAAUGGACCGAGAAGUGUGAAUCGGCCCUCGAGGAGCUCAAAACCUAUCUUUCCACGCCUCCCCUCUUAUCCAAACCCUUGCAUGGCAAAGUCUUGUUGUUGUACCUUGUUGUCUCAGAGCAUGCAGUCAACGCCGUCCUGGUCCGGGAAGAGGGGACCAAGCAGCUACCAAUUUACUACAUAAGCAAAGCCUUCCUAGACGCGGAAACUCGCUACUGUCAUCUAGAGAAGCUGGCCCUAGCUUUGAUGGUCGCCGCUCGGAAACUACGACCCUAUUUGCAAGCUCAUCCGAUUGUGGUCGUCACCUCGUUCCCUAUAAAGUUGGUUCUACAUAAGCCCGAGGUCUCCGGAAGACUAGCAAAAUGGGCAGUCGAGCUAGGGGAAUACGACGUGAUCUUCAGGCCGGCCACGGUACAAGGAGAAUAUCAAGCCAAAGACGACAGCAUGAUCCAAUAUCUGGCAGUCGCUCAGCGCCUCAUAAGCAAGUUUAAAAGCUGUAAACUCACGCAGAUCCCCAGGGAGCAGAAUUCACAGGCCGACGCUCUGGCUAACCUAGGGUCGGCCCUCCAGACGCAGACUCAGAUGAGCAUCCCAGUAUUAGUGUUGCAAUGGUCGGCCACCCUAGAACCGCUGAACGAAGAGGUCUCUGCCAUCGAGGAAGAAGAAACCUGGAUGACCCCCAUAGUUUGGUACCUCAAAGACGAUAUCCUCUCCGAAAAUCGCAAUGAAAGCAAGAAAAUCAAGAAACAGGCCGCUAGAUAUUGUCUAUCUCAGGGAGUAUUGUAUCGGAGGUCAUUUGCCGGUCCAUACCUAAGGUGCGUUACACCCCGUGAAGCAGCUAGAAUCCUGGUCGAACUACAUGAAGGAGAUUGCGGAUCUCAUUCCAGCGGGAGGAGCCUGGUGCUGAGAACUAAGAGAGCAGGCUAUUAUUGGCCAACAAUGGCGGAAGAAGCUAACAAGAAGUCUAGACUCUGCGACAGAUGCCAAAGACACGCCCCAAUCCCUAGGCUACCUCCGGAAAACCUCAAGUCCAUAAGUUCGCCAUGGCCCUUAAAGAAAUGGGGCAUGAACAUAGUAGAAAAGUUCUCCACAGCGCCGGGGCAGAAAGUCUUCAUCCUAAUGGUAACAGAUUACUUCUCAGAAUGGGUCGAAGCAGAGGCACUCAGCAGAAUAACCGACCUCAAGAUCAGAAAGUUCAUAUGGACGCAUGUGAUCACACGGUUCGGGGUUCCAUAA
Messenger RNA from Brassica rapa (field mustard), 1320 nucleotides. RefSeq lists its product as uncharacterized. The record is from RefSeq and is a predicted model, not a curated record. NCBI's taxonomy places the organism in Eukaryota, Viridiplantae, Streptophyta, Magnoliopsida, Brassicales, Brassicaceae. Gene Ontology annotation, molecular function: nucleic acid binding; RNA-DNA hybrid ribonuclease activity.